Sycon ciliatum is the source of this 8990-nucleotide messenger RNA. RefSeq lists its product as uncharacterized. Lineage: Eukaryota; Metazoa; Porifera; Calcarea; Leucosolenida; Sycettidae. The transcript is spliced from 36 exons. The record is from RefSeq and is a predicted model, not a curated record. The coding region runs from base 145 to 8550 and encodes 2801 amino acids.
UUCAGAUGCGCCACUCUUACUAUACCCUUGCUCUGCAGACUGGACCAUGACUCUUGUCCCCGACUGAUAGAGAUUCCGGCAAGAAGGAAAAUUAGGAGGAGAACAAGGGAAUCCAUAGGAGACGGGAAGCGAUCAGCGGCAGCGAUGGUAACGCGGUGGCGAGUCUGCUGGCUCUCAGCCGCGAUUCUGCUCAGCUUGACAGCACUGGUCUCAGGCCAAUGUCCAGCGCCAAUGCUGAAUAAGUUCUCCUACGGCGACAUUCAGCCUGAUGUUUCCGGCUCACUGUUCUCCGUCGGAUCUGUUCUGAAGGUUCAGUGCGUACCAGGCUUCAAGUCGGUCGGUUUCACCACCUUCAACUGUCAGUCCAACGGCAAAUGGUCCCCGGUCGCCUUCCCGACUUGCAGCGUCCUGUUCUGCGGUAAACCGUCUGGCACGCUAACGAAUGGCUACUUCACUGGCCGCUACGAGUUCAACAGCACCAUCACAUACACAUGUGAUCCCGGGUAUACGCUUGUCGGAGCUGUGGAGCGCCAUUGCAGAGCCAACCAGACGUGGAGCGGCACGACUCCAACCUGCAGAAAGACCGUAUGUCCAUCAUCAAGCUGGGUACCGUACGCUGGCAACUGCUACUACUUCGGCAACGAGUCACUGGCGUACAGCGCCGCUCGUGCCAAAUGCCAGGCAACACCGGGUGCCGAUCUCGUCUCCAUUCUUACCAAUGCCGAAGCGGACUUUAUUACGUCUAAUUUGCAACAGCAGAACUACACUGUCGAGAGGCAGCUGUGGAUUGGACUUACAGACACGGAUGACGAUGGCGGGUAUGAGUGGUACGAGACCAAUGCCGUCCUGGACUUUGCCAACUGGGACUGUGGCCAGCCAGGCUCGGGUAGUUCUGCAUACAACUGCGGUACCGUCUAUGCUGGAUCCUCCAAGGUUGGAAGGUGGGGCGACAGCUCUUGUUCCGGUGCAAUCGGCGGCUAUAUUUGCAAGUAUGGAACAGCACCUGUGGUACGUUUGGUGCGUAGCGACUGUCCAUAUGGGUGGUACGCCCUUGAGAACAAGUGCUUCAAGUUCGAGAUGACAGCCCCGGCGCAAAACUGGGCUGAUGCCAACAAGAUGUGCAAGUCCAAGUACAACGGGACUCUGAUGAGCGCCAGCGAUCCUAAACAGAUGGCACUCUUCUUGACCUACAUCAAUCAGUUCUACCCUCUCACCAGCAAGGCAGUGUGGAUGGGACUGCGCCAGGUGCAGAACGAACACAGUCCAUGGACAUGGACCGAUCUGACUUGUAGCAAGUACGCCAACUGGGGAUGCGGUGAACCCAACAACGCCGGAUGGCAGGGUGAAGACUGCAUGUCGGUUGGCUUCGGCAAGACGAACAGAAAUGCCGGCCGAUGGAACGAUGCCAACUGCAAUGACAGAAAGCAAUAUGCUUGCGAGAUUCCCUUCUCCUUCAAGACUUUGUCAAGUGUGUCCAACCCAACGUGUGAUGAAACCGGCAUCAAAUGCCCAGCGGGCUGGUUGCAAAACGGCCGAAGUUGCUACUACAUUGAGACAAAUGACAGAGAAAACUGGCCCGGAGCUGUGAAUCGUUGCAACGCAAAGAAUGGUGCUUCUCUGCUCAGUAUCAGCGAUCCCAAUGAACAAGCGUUCAUCACGAGUGCCGUCACAAAUCUAGGACUGACGAGUGAGAAAAAGCUUUGGAUUGGUAUGAACAAGGACGUCUCCUAUUCUCGAUUCACCUGGCCCGACGGUACUGUGGCACUGUAUCGCAACUGGGACUGUGAAUUCAUCAAAGGUAGUAGCUCAUGGUCUCGCAGCUGUGCCUACCUGUUUGCUGGAGCCCGCGCGUCUGGACGUCGUGAUGGCUACUGGGGCGCAGACUACUGCUCCUCGUGGAGCUCAUCGUACAACAAGGACGGCUACAUCUGUGAAUCAACAAUCCCACAGGCAGUUGCUCCCAAGUUCAAUCAGGGCAUUUGCGAGUCUGGCUGGAUCCAGAGUGGCCGCACCUGCUUGUACCCUGCGACAAAAAGCUCCGACAAGCUAGGCUGGUUCAGCGCCAGAGCUGAGUGUCAGAAGCUCGGUGGAGACCUGGCUAUUACCAAGACGAAGGAGGAGAACGCCUUUGUCCUGGACUAUAUUGCAGCCAACGAGCCCACGUUCGACCAGCCUAUUUGGAUCGGUCUCUUUGUCCAGUACCCCGCUGGCACGGCAAACAACCAGACAUUCUACUGGGUGGACAACAGCACGCUGACGUCCUACCCAUACCGCCAUUGGGGCUGCGGUGAGCCGAACAACUACGGGGGCAAAGAGCACUGCGGUGUAAUAGGAAUUGGCCCUGGCAAUGAGAUGUCGUCAUUGUGGAAUGACGACGGAUGUGACAAGAAGUUCAAUUACCUAUGCAGCAAAGCAGCACCGAAAGUGAGUCCUUGCAAAGAUGGCUGGCUAUGGAACAAGGAGAGCAGCAGCUGCUACUAUGUGGAGACAAACCGUACUGUUAACUUCACCACUGCAAUGAGUGAUUGCGCUGCUAUGGGUGCUAUGAUGGUCACGGUACUGGACGCUACUGAGCAGAACUUUCUGACCAGCUCACUGCUGAAGAUGAACAUCCCUCCGGGCAUGAACCUGUGGAUUGGCUUGAACGACUCCGAUGCCAACAAGGUGUAUGCUUGGAAUGACGGUACUCGACCAUUCUAUAACAACUUCCAGUGUGGCCAGCCUGGCAAUGGAGGUGUACGUGCGUGUGCCACAAUGUAUGCGGGAGGAAAAGACACAGGCCUGUGGAUUGACUUUGACUGCGGCACAAACCUGGGCUAUAUCUGCAAGACUCCUGGACCAGGCCUCAAACAACUGUACCCGCUUGUGAAAGGAAAGUGCCCUACUGGCUGGUACCAGUACCGCAAUGAGUGCUACUGGUUUGAGUUCACUCAGCAAAAGAGCUACACAUCGGCUCAAACAGACUGCAAGACACUGAACUCAAAUGCCACACUUGCCAUAAUCCCAGACGAUGGGGUUCUGGACUUUUUCCUGCACUACAUGUACCAGACUUACCCAACAUCAAGCAAGAACAUGUACGUUGGCCUGCGGAAGGCAAGAGAUUUCAGUGCGUUUGAAUGGGAAGACGGUAGCUGCAACAAGUACACUCGCUGGGGAUGUGGAGAGCCAAACAACUGGGGAAAUGGCGAGAACUGUGGUGUGUUCGGCGUGGGAGACACCAACCACAAUUCGGCCAAGAUCAACGACGAUGGCUGCAACAAGAACCAGCACUUUGUGUGUCAGAUGCCCGUUCCCGGAACAACAGUUCCGCCACCUCAAUGUAAUGUUCAACCAUGUGAACCAGGCUGGGCCUACUACCGUGGCAGCUGUUACUACAUCAACGUUGGCACGGGAACGGUCAACUUUGAUGAUGCCAGCAACUGGUGCCUGGCAAACCGUGCAGAACUGGCAUCAGUGACGGACAAUGACGUCAACGACUUCCUUGCCACUCAGCUGAGAUCCUACCGGCUGAAAUCCGGAUCCUCACUUUGGAUUGGCUGGAGGCGGGACGAGAGCACUUGGCCAGAUGGCACGCGUACCCUGUUCCGUAACUGGGAGUGUGGCUUUGCAGCAUCGGCCUCGCAGUGGAGCAGGAACUGUGGUUUCAUGUUUGGCGGUGGCAGCUCAACUGUGCUCGGCAAGUGGGGCUAUGAUAAUUGUUAUAGCUGGAUCAAGAAGGACGGUUACAUCUGCCAGCGCCGCACACCAAAAACGAAGGCUAUUGAUUACUAUCCCAAAUCCACCCAGGGUGUGUGUGAGAAGGGCUGGGUUGAGAUGGGCAACAUGUGCUACCUCUUCAAGUAUGCUACCACCGACAAGACCAACCACGCUGGCGCUCUUCGUAACUGUAUCGCCCAGGGUGGCCUUCUCGCUAGUCUGAGUACCAAGGCACAGAACACCAUGUUCAUGAAGUAUAUGAUGAGUCAGCAGUCCACAUUCCAGAAUCCUAUCUGGUUUGGCCUGUACCAGAAGACGCCGACUGAUCCGUUCCGCUGGGAGGAUGGCAGCAAGCUGACAUACACAAACUGGGGUUGCGGAGAGCCAAACAAUUACGGUGGCUCAGAGGACUGCGGUCUGAUCUCCAUGGGCACUGGAUCCUUCCUGUCGUCCAUGUGGAAUGAUGACCGGUGUUCAUCCUCAUACAACUAUUUCUGCCAGAAGGCUAAACCUUCCACUCACCCAUGCCCGCCAGGCUUCUUCCAGAAUCACGGCAGUUGCUAUUACUUCGCACUGAACGCCAAGGUAACCCGUGCUGCAGCGCAGACCGCCUGCGUUGGUCUCAAAUCCAACCUUGUAACGAUCCGCGACCGCGUGGAGCAGUACUUCCUGGAGUCGAUCGUAGGCAACCUGGGUUCACAGUACAUCAGCACACCUCAGCGCUACUGGAUUGGGCUCGGGGACAGUGAUUCCGACAAUAUCUACACAUGGAUGGACGGUUCCAAUGCCUUCUACAAGAACUGGAAGUGCGGCUCGCCCUCUUCCGGUGGCCGAAUGGCCUGUGUCACGAUGGAGAAUUCGAACACAUCAACUACCGGAAGGUGGGAUGAUUCCGACUGCAGUACAACUCAAAAUGGUUACAUUUGCGAAACGUACAUCAGCGGCAGCGAGCAAUAUCUUUCCACUGUACAAGGUGGCUGCGGUGCGGGAUGGGAUGAAAACGAUGGUAUGUGCUAUCAGUUCAACAUGGAGACGGCCGACAAGUCCACGUACAAGGAAGCCGACAAGCAGUGUACCAACACCAAUUCACAGCUGCUGACCGUACACAACGAUAACACACACCAGUUCAUCACGCACUACAUCACGCAGAAGAAGAGCAGCUUCGAUGGUGCAGUAUGGCUGUCUUUGACCAAGCUGCAAGGUAAUCGUUACAGUGCUUUCCACUGGAAGGAUGGCAAGUGUCUCAACUAUCAGCAAUGGGGUUGCAAUGAGCCCAACGACUAUGGCUCUGGUGAGAACUGCGGUGUUAUCGGAAUCGGUGGCCCCAACGAUAAUAGUGGUACCUGGAACGAUGAUGGUUGCAGCAAGUCCUUCAACUACAUCUGCGAAAAGCCAAUGCCAGUCAAUACCACCGGACUAAACACCUCAGUAGUAUUACCUCCACCUCCAACAGGGCCUCCAUCUCCUACUUGCUCAUACUCUGUUCAGUGUCCGGCUGGUUGGAUGAAGUACGGCGAGAGCUGUUUCUGGGCGACAACCAACACCAAGGUGUCCUUUAGCACUGCCGCAAAGGAUUGUCAGCUCCGGGGUGGUUCUCUGGUUAGUGCUGCUGAUGCUACACAACAAACUCUGUUGCGUACGUUCAUGAGCAAGUUGAAUGUUACCGGCAGCAAGAAGCUGUGGAUCGGCUUGAACGACUACGACUACAGCGGCAGUUACAUCUGGCCCGACGGCUCGCCGGGCUUCUACCGCUACUGGAACUGCAGCAAGCGUGGCAGUGGCAAGUGCAUCUACGCUGACUCCAGCACUGGCCGAUGGGGUCGCACGUUCUGCAGCUCGACUUCCAACGACGGCUAUGUUUGCCAGUGGUCUACUGCAAAGAAACAAUUCACACCACAGACAUUCGAACAGGGAAUCUGUCCAUCUGGCUGGUACCAGCGCAAUCACCUCUGCUAUAAGUUCGAGACGACAAAGAAGGCCAACCAUGCUGGUGCACUCGCGGCUUGUAGAGCCAUCAACGGUACCCUGGUGACUGUGGAUAGCUCUACUGUACAGAGCUACAUAAACCAUUACUUCUUGCAGAAAGAGCCAACAUACAACGACGCAGCCUGGAUUGGCGUUCACCAGGCCACACGUCAUGCACCAUGGUUGUGGGCGGAUGGCUCCAACACAAGCUCCUACACCAACUGGGGAUGCGGAGAACCCAAUGAUGCCGGUGGCAGUGGAGAAGACUGCGGAAUUGUCGGCUAUGGCGAGAAUAACGACAACUCUGGACUCUGGAAUGAUGAUUCAUGUACCAACAAGCAAGCAAACUACAUCUGCCAGCAGCCAGUGCCACAACUGACUCCUUGCUUCUACGGUUGGGAGUACAACGCGGCGUCUGACGCGUGUGUAAUGAUCAACUCCAUGCAGAAUCUCACCUUCUCGCAAGCGGAGACGAUGUGCAAGACAGCUUGGCCCGGUGCUGAUCUAGCCUCUAUUGAAGAUCCGCAGGAGAAUGAUUUCGUCGUUGGCCUCAUCAAGGCCAAGAAGCUGCCGACCAACUCUCAGCUGUGGAUAGGCCUGACAGACACGGACAAGGACAGAUACUACACCUGGCAGAACGGGCAGCGCAAUCAGUUCAGCAACUUUGACUGCGACAUCAGCUGGUGGAGGGGCCGCAAACCGUGCGUCUAUGCCAACGAGAUGGGUGUCUGGACCCCGCAGGACUGCAGCUCGAAAACGACUGGAUCCAUCUGCAAAUACAGCGUUCCCAAGGCUGAUAAGACUGACAUGUACAAACUCGAUCAGGGUAAUUGCAACGCGGGCUACUACGAAUUCCGUGGACUAUGCUGGUUGUUCCAGGACACGAACGUGUACGACUUUGACACGUCUCAGACAGACUGCAUGUCCAAGGGAGGUAACCUGGCUGCGAUCCGUGACGCGUACGAUUCCAGUUUCAUUGUGCGCUAUCGGGCUGAGAAGUUUCCUCUGAACAAGCACACACAGGUAACCAUUGGCUACAAGAAGAGCUCAAACCUGUUUGGCCAGUUCCGCUGGCAAGACAAAUCCUGCCCGAACUACAACAGCUGGGGCUGUGGCGAGCCAAACAAUGCUGGUAGCAAUGGAGAGCCGUGCGCCCAGUAUCAGUUUGGUGGUGAAACAGGUUCGGUCGGCUUCACUGGGAAGUGGAAUGAUUACGACUGCAAGGCCAAGACGAACUACAUCUGCCAAGUGCCGCUGCCCAACAUCACCACACCAUCUACUCUCUGCGCAGCCAUCAAGUGCCAGCCAGGUUGGGUGUCCUGGAGAGGCAACUGCUACAAAUUUGUCGCCAACGACUCAGCAAACUGGCCUUCAGCAUAUGAGAAGUGUCUGAAGAUGAACUCAGCAUUGCUUAGCAUAUCAGACUUCACAGAGGAGGCAUGGGUUACCCAACAGCUGAAGAAGUUCAAUUUCCCGGCAGAGAAAAAGCUCUGGAUCGGCUUGAAUGACCAAAAGUACCAAGUGUACCGCUGGCCAGACGAUACUACUGCAUUCUACCGUAACUGGGACUGUGAUGCGUAUGCAAACUGGGCCAAGCAGUGCGUCUACAUCUUUGCUGGUUUCCGUAAGGUGGGCACACAGCGUACCGGAAAGUGGGGCCCGGAUUCCUGUUCCAGCUGGGGUACUAGCUACAACAAAGAUGGCUACAUCUGCGAAUCAUCACCAGCCAGUGCCAUGGGCAAUGUUCCCAUUUACACCCAAGGUAAUUGCGAUCCAGGCUGGGCAUGGUUCCAAAACCGCUGCUAUUAUUUCUCCCAGGACAAGGUGGACUUCCCCACUGCGCAGGGCAAGUGCAGUGUAUUUAACGCCCGGCUUGGCGUCAUCAACACACAAGCCAAGAACAACUUUGUUGUGGACUACAUGAUCGGCAACUGGUCCGACUUCACUGGCAGUCGCUUCUGGAUUGGCCUUCACCAGGCCAAACCCACAGAUCCUUUCACUUGGGUUAACAAAACUGAGCCAGUCGUCUACACCAACUACCACUGUGGCGAGCCUAAUGACGCGGGUGGCAAAGAGGACUGCAUAGAGUUUGUUAUCUCAAACGAUUUCUCCAACUCAGCCAGCUGGAACGACGUGCAGUGUACUAGUUCAGCUCAUUACAUCUGCGACAAGGUUGCACCACCGCCAACAACCAUGCCAACCACAAUACCACCAACCACCACUGUUCCCACCACCACACCCCGACCGACUACGACAGCCAUGCCAACAACUAGAGCCCCGACCACCACCCCGGGCACUACUCAGCCACCAACCACACCGGGACCCACCACCACCAGCCCGGAGUCGAUUGCGCCAACCACCGAGUUUAUCCUCACCACAACGCCGCCAACAGAAGAACCCGGAUCCUUCGGAAAUCCUAUCCUGUGGAACUCUACGAUAUUUGAGCUAUGGUUGUUGGAACAUGGCUUCAUCAAGUACUAUCCUAAAUUACGCGCUUCUGGACGAACGGCUGGAGAGAUCAUGAAGAUGUCUAUCGCUGACCUUAGUUUCCUCAUUGAAGAUCGUGACGCGGCAGAAGCACUAAGCAACGCACUCAAGUCCGAGGUGCCGACAAUACCCGGCCAAACCAAGCCCCCAACCGAAGAGUCCGGUGGAUUAUCAUCUGGAGCCAUGGCCGCUAUCAUCGUUGUGGCGUUGGCUGUCAUUCUUGGCUUAGUGUUGCUUCUGGUGUUCGUCCGUGGACGCCGCGCUAAGGAUGGUCCGGGUGUUGGCUAUUCAAAGCAAAAUGACAGUAUCUUGGUAAAAUCUGCUGAUAUGUCUGCGACCAACCCAGCAUUCGAGAAUCCAGACUACGCCGAGGCCAUCAAGUAUGGCAACACGGUCCAGUGAGAUAUCAACGGCGGAGAGGUGCGCUGAGCACUAAUAUUUACACCGUGCACCCCUCACACCUCUGUUUUCUCUUUGGCCGUUAUGUUGGCGUUUUCCUGGGGCAACUCUUGGGCCGCGAACAUCUGCUGUAAUCUCUGCACAGGUGCUUUUCACUCAUUGUGUUUCGGUCGAGCUCUCACCCGAAUGGAUCCUUUCCGCCUUUUGCAUCGUUCGCACCUUAGCAAAUACUUUUUUUGCCAUAUCACAUUAUUCAUGUACUAGUUCUACUGAUUCUACUGUGCAUCCAUUAGACUUCUGGCUAAAUUCGUGGUACCGUGACAACUUGGCACACAUUGUUGUGAAUAGUCGUUCUAAUAUUGUGGAUUUUCUGGCCUCCUUUUUGACACGGCCUGCAUUUUGGAUCAUUUUGAAACCUUCCAAUUUAUUAGAUCCGAAGAAUA